CCCCUCACAUCCCCGUACCUUACCGACCACAGCUGCCUCUCACAUACUAUACUUACUACGGCUUGCAAUGUGACUCAAAAUACCCGCUACAGGAGCGCCGUUUUUGACAGCUGAAGGAUUGUGUACGAUCACGCCUCUUGGUAACUACGAAAGGGAGAAAACAGGGGGAAAUCAAAAGAGGAAAAUACCCUUUUGCCAUGACAGUGGAUUUGCUCGCGAUUUUAUGUGCAAUCGCUAUGGUUUCUGCAGUGGAAGAAACGGUGAUGGACACGCGGACAGCCACGGCAGAGCUCGGCUGGACAGCGUACCCAGCUUCAGGGUGGGAGGAGGUCAGCGGCUAUGACGAGAACCUGAACACCAUCCGGACGUACCAGGUGUGUAACGUGUUCGAGCCCAGCCAGAACAACUGGCUGCUGACCACGUUCAUCAAGCGACGCGGGGCCCAGAGGAUCUACGUGGAGAUGCGUUUCACCGUCCGAGACUGCAGCAGCAUCCCCUACGUUCCGGGCUCCUGCAAGGAGACCUUCAACCUCUACUACUACGAGACGGACGCCGUCAUCGCCACCAAAGGCUCCGCCUUCUGGAUGGAGGCGCCCUACCUGAAGGUGGACACCAUCGCGGCCGACGAGAGCUUCUCGCAGGUGGACUUCGGCGGCCGCCUCAUGAAGGUCAACACGGAGGUGCGCAGCUUUGGCCCGCUGUCCCGCCGCGGCUUCUACCUGGCCUUCCAGGACUACGGCGCCUGCAUGUCGCUGCUCUCCGUCCGCGUCUUCUUCAAGCGCUGCCCCAGUGUGGUGCAGAACUUCGCCGUCUUCCCCGAAACCAUGACGGGUGCCGAGAGCACCUCCCUGGUCAUCGCCCGGGGUGUCUGUGUUCCCAACUCAGAGGAGGUGGAUGUGCCUAUUAAGCUGUACUGCAACGGGGAUGGCGAGUGGAUGGUGCCCAUUGGCAGCUGCACCUGCAAGGCCGGCUACGAGCCAGACAACGGCAACGUGUGUCGAGGUGAGCCCCUCCCGUACCCUGUCCCCUGCUGCCUCAUUUCCGGUCCCCCCCUCAAGGAAAUCCACCAGGGUCCAAUAUUCCGAUUGAUCAACAAUGGAGGCGAGCUAGCGCCAGCCAGCGCCUUUGGCUUGGGCCACAGGACCCCUCCCCAUGACGUCAGUCCCACAGGCACCUGGAGUCUCUGUGCUCUGGCAUGA
Molecule: messenger RNA, 1199 nt
Organism: Brienomyrus brachyistius
Lineage: Eukaryota; Metazoa; Chordata; Actinopteri; Osteoglossiformes; Mormyridae
Product: ephrin type-B receptor 1-like
Exons: 4
Coding region: 198-1199 (333 amino acids)
Biological process (GO): protein phosphorylation; cell surface receptor protein tyrosine kinase signaling pathway; axon guidance
Cellular component (GO): neuron projection; membrane
Molecular function (GO): ATP binding; protein binding; transmembrane-ephrin receptor activity
Source: RefSeq, a predicted model, not a curated record